Messenger RNA from Metarhizium acridum CQMa 102, 1626 nucleotides. RefSeq lists its product as uncharacterized. NCBI's taxonomy places the organism in Eukaryota, Fungi, Ascomycota, Sordariomycetes, Hypocreales, Clavicipitaceae. Gene Ontology annotation, molecular function: D-lactate dehydrogenase (cytochrome) activity; D-lactate dehydrogenase (NAD+) activity; flavin adenine dinucleotide binding. Gene Ontology annotation, cellular component: mitochondrion. Gene Ontology annotation, biological process: lactate catabolic process. The record is from RefSeq and is a predicted model, not a curated record.
AUGAAGCUAGCCACGCGAUUGCUUAGAGCGAGGACGCCGUCCAGCCUCAGGGUAGCUCGGCAACUUCGACCAAUUCGUCCUGCUUCCACCUCUUCGGCCGCCCGAAAUGGAAGCUCCAAGACCCUUUUGUAUCUCGCAGCUGGCCUGCUAGUUGGCGGUGCUGCUGGUUCUUCCUUUUUAGGACCUCGUUCUGAGGGAGUGUUAUCGCGUGUCACUCCUCGAUGGCGGGAUGUACCUGGAGGCCGUGGCGCACUUCCUCGUAAAUACGCCGACAAGAAAACCAUGCUGAAGGCGGUUGACGAAAUACGAUCAAUACUAGGCGAGGAUGCAGUCAGUGUAGAAGAAUUCGACCUGGAAGAGCACGGCUACUCCGAAUGGUCUACAUCCAACACAGACGUUCGACCAGUGGCUAUUGUCCGACCCCAGUCAACAGAGCAGGUAUCGACCAUCGCUAGAGUAUGUACCAAGUACAAGGUGCCAAUGGUUCCUUAUGGCGCAGGGUCAAGCGUCGAAGGUAACUUUAGCUCCCCAUACUCUGGCAUAUGCAUUGAUCUAUCUACCAUGGAUAAGAUUGUAGCCUUACACCCCGAAGACAUGGACGUGGUGGUUCAACCAGGUGUAAACUGGACCAAUCUUAACAAUGACCUCAAGAACUCUGGAUUGUUCCUCCCCCCAGAUCCCAGCCCGACAGCCCUAGUCGGCGGAAUGGUCUCGACAAACUGCAGCGGCACCAAUGCCACGAGAUAUGGCACCAUGAAGGACUAUGUAGUCAACCUGACGGUGGUUCUCGCCGAUGGAUCCGUCAUCAAGACCCGUAACAGACCCCGAAAGACCUCUGCCGGCUACAAUUUGAACGGCCUCUUUGCCGGCUCCGAAGGGACUUUGGGCAUCAUCACUGAGAUUACGCUGAAACUAGCGACUGUGCCAUCUAGACACAGCGUUGCAACUGUCACGUUCCAGAAUAUCAGACAAGCUGCAACUGCUGCGGCUUCAAUCGUUCGGUCCGGCAUACCUGUGGCCGCCGUUGAGCUCAUGGAUGACGUACAAAUGCAAAUAAUUAACAAAAACGGAGGUGCUGGGGGGAGAAUGUGGAAAGAACUACCAACUUUAUUCAUCAAAUUCUCAGGAACAGAUGCCACAGUAAAGGACAAUAUAAAAUCCGCCCAGGCGGUUGCCAAAUCCUUUGACUGUAAAUCAUUCGAAUUUGCCAGUAGCCCCGAACAAAUGGAGGCUCUGUGGUCUGCAAGGAAACAAGUACUGUGGGCUUCUUUAGCGGUGAAGCCCGAGGGCACCGAAGUUUGGUCUACGGACGUAGCCGUUCCACUGUCGCGAAUGGCUGACUUGAUCGGCAAGUGGCACGUCGGCGAUGGAAAUUUCCAUCAGAUGAUCAUGUAUAACCCGAAUAUUCCCGAACAGAAGAAGGCAGUUACAGAAUGUGUCAACUUGAUGGUGGAGGAUGCUAUCGCAAUGGAAGGAACGGUUUCAGGGGAGCACGGCAUCGGACUCGGAAAGAAGCAUUGCUUGGCAAAGGAGCUUGACGGUGCAACGCUGGGAGUCAUGAAAGCUUUGAAGGACUCUCUUGAUCCCCACUGGCUGCUUAACCCAGGGAAGGUCUUUGAUGAGUAG